CAUUAUGCGUUUUGAACAGCCCGCGACUGCGCGGUCGCUGAUGCUUCCUGACUCGACUCGAGAACGCCAGGGGGCGCCGCUUCCUGUAGCCGGACUCGUCUUCUCUGCGCACGCGCGCCUAACUCUUUGCGGAGACGCCCCGGGACUCUUCCGUUUUCGCUUGGCUCCCGCGGUUCGUAGCUGUCGACGCAGUGCUGAACUCACAGCCGCAGAACAAAGAGACUCGUCCAGAGCCGGAGUCAUGGCGGCGACCGAUCCGGGCUUGGCAACCGUUGGGAGUACCGCCAUGGCGCGGGAGGGAGCUGGCGGGUUCCCUCAGCAUAACCCUGCGGGUUCCUCGUCGACUCCUGAGGCGCCAACGACUGCCGCCAAACCGUCCAGCCCCAAUGCCUCUAUCCCCGAAACCAUUCCUCCAGGUUCCGCGGCGGCCUCCGCGGCCCAGGAGCUGCCCCUCGACCCUCCACCAUUGGCGUCCGCGCCGCUUGCUGAAGCCGCUCCCCGCACCCCUUUAGGUCCUGGCGGCUCCCGGCCUGGCCCGGAGACUUUCCGCCAGCGUUUCCGACAGUUCCGCUACCAGGAUGCGGCGGGCCCGCGAGAGGCGUUCCGGCAGCUGCGUGAGCUCUCUCGCCAGUGGCUGCGACCCGACAUCCGCACGAAGGAGCAGAUCGUGGAGAUGCUGGUGCAAGAACAGCUCCUCGCCAUCAUGCCCGAGGCGUUGCGGGCCCGCCGUCUGCGCCGCCGCACCGAUGUUCGUAUCACCGGCUGAGCUGCGGGAGGCCUGGUCCUGGUGCUCUGGACUGGAAGGAACCAUGAUCCGGCCCGGGGGCCUGAGCUUGGCUCCUCAAUCCGCGUCAAUGAAAAACGAGCUUUUUGGCAGUUUGUGUAGUCUGUUGUGGCCCUUUUGUUCUUUAGUGGGUUUUUAUUUUCCCGAGCGUAUUUCCAGUCUUCUUUCUGGCUUCUGUUGAAACCCAAGUUGGGAGCCCAUGGGAAUAAAGCCUUUGUUUCCUAUUCA
Molecule: messenger RNA, 1012 nt
Organism: Artibeus jamaicensis (Jamaican fruit-eating bat)
Lineage: Eukaryota; Metazoa; Chordata; Mammalia; Chiroptera; Phyllostomidae
Gene: SCAND1
Product: SCAN domain containing 1
Exons: 2
Coding region: 5-766 (253 amino acids)
Source: RefSeq, a predicted model, not a curated record